AUGGAGCAGGCUCCCCUGCUGGUGCCGACUCCUUAUGCAGUCUUGCGACAUCCGACAGACCUUUGCACUUUUGAAGACGGAAGCAUGUGUGGUUGGCAGUCGAAAAGCAGCGCACUCGCGUGGACGCUCAACGACCCUUCAAAAAAAGUGCCCGACUACCCACGAUUCGACCACACACUUCGAGCAUACAGAGGCCGCUUUAUCUUCGUAGAAAACAAAAACACUUCAAAGGAGACUGCACUUCUUAGGAGCCCCAUGUUGAAGUUGAUUGCGGCAGGCGGGGCUUGCUUUAGCUUCUGGUACUUUUCUGUUCACGACAAACACAGCGAAAUUUCCGUGUUCAUGGGAGAACAAGAACUCUUUUACACAAUUACACGAACUGGCCACCGCUGGGAGCACACGCUGGCUAACUUCACCAUACCAGAGGGAAGUGUCGAGCUGGAAAUCCGGGCUUCCAUAAAACGAGGUAUGCUUGCUCUAGACGACCUACAGUUGACUGCUGGACCAUGCCCUCAGCGAGAUUUUUGCUCCUGGGAGUGGGCUACGUCGUGCAAGUUCUUCAAUGGCCCCCACAAUGUAGCCCAGUGGAGGCGUCGGCUAGCAUCCCAAAUCGGCGUCCCGGACCAUAUAACCAACAGCCUCGAAGGCACCUACUUGUACUUGAACACGACAGCACUGAAUUCACAUCACCCUAUGGCCAGAUUGAUCAUGUCCACAAGACAACCAACCGAAGCUACGUGCAUUACGUUCUGGUGGAAAGGCAAGGGUGCCCGAAGUCAACUCAACGUGUACAGGUACUCGAAAGAGACAUCGUACCGAGACCCGCUGCUGUCGAUGCGUACUGAUGACGAAGGUGAUUGGUGGAAUGCACGCUCAGUCACUGUUUCGUCAAAGUCGUAUUGGAGGCUUGUCUUCGAAGUCGUGGCUCCAGCGGGAGAAAAGCGUCAGUCAGGUGUCAUGAUCGACGACAUUGAGUACACGGAUGGAAAAUGCCCGCCAUACAACUUGUGUACAUUCGAAGAAGAGUGUCUGCCGUGGAGAAUUCCUACAGAAGAGAAAUAG
Rhipicephalus microplus (southern cattle tick) is the source of this 1062-nucleotide messenger RNA. Its product is annotated as MAM and LDL-receptor class A domain-containing protein 1-like. Gene Ontology annotation, cellular component: membrane. Gene Ontology annotation, molecular function: protein binding. The record is from RefSeq and is a predicted model, not a curated record. Lineage: Eukaryota; Metazoa; Arthropoda; Arachnida; Ixodida; Ixodidae.